CACGUAGUAUCGUGCGCGUGCUUCCGCGUGCCAUAUGCUGACUGAAAGGCCUGCCUACCUUUAAACUACAAAAAGACAGGAAUGGGGUUAUGCUUUUGAUACGUUAAAGCAAAGUAUUAAUUAUUUAACUCCCAGUCCAUAUUAAAUUAGUUUCGGGCGGUUAUCUGUCGAUGGUGAUAAACCUUACCUAUUAUCAUCUGCAUGAGACCGAAGACAUUGUAGCGCUGGUCCGCAACUAUUUCCCUCCUGGGCCAAAUUUCAUCAGCAAGACAAAGCCAAGAUCCAGCGUGACAAAAAACGUCCGGCAGUUGGUGCUUUUUCCUUUAUGAAGUCAAUUCAUGAAUGACCAUAAACCUUUAGUCUGGACGAUAACGACCCUGUUAUCAUAGAGGCCACUAGGGGUCACGUGUGACACUCGGAAAAGCGCAUUAGAAAUCCUAGGAUGGGGAACAGCCCACGCGUUACCUGGGCGUUUUCUCUCUCUUGCCGCUCAAUGCAAGCUGUCAAUCUCUCCGGCUCUGACUUACUGAGGUCCAGGCGGAAGAUCUGAAAGUUCAUUUUAUCGAGGGUUCAGAAAAUUCAUAACAAUGUCUGGAUUUUUUCAAAUGCUGAGGAAAAAGAAGGAACUCAUCCCGCUGAUCGGCUUUGUGUCCUUCGCGGCCGCAGGGGCCGCCACCGCCUCUGUCUAUUUCCUGCUGACCAAACCAGAUGUAAUCCUUAAUAAGACCAGAAACCCAGAACCAUGGGAGAAGCUGGACCCUUCCAAACCUCAGAAGCUCAUCACCAUCAACCAGCAGUGGAAGCCAGUGGAGGAACUCCAGCUGGUGAAGUCUCUCACCAAGUGACCUUCUCAGGGCCCGACCGAGACCCCCAUCACCCUCUGUUCUCUGGGCUCCUGCGUAAAAAGUCUGCCACCCACCCCCCAUCAGUCUGACGGAAUCAUUUCUGCACAGGCUAGGCUCUGUAACUACCAGUGUGCGGAAAUGCUUCUGCCAUGUUGGUGGGGUCUGAGCACACUCAGUUCUCCAUUUCUGGUCCAAAAGGAUUCUGGGUGAGCAGCAUUAUCCUAAAACAGCACCAGUCUGAGUGCUAAAGCAUCAUUUUCACUGUGUGUAUAUUGGUAAGAAUUAAAUCCUUGUUAUUGAAACAAA
This is a messenger RNA of Brienomyrus brachyistius, 1151 nucleotides long. Its product is annotated as normal mucosa of esophagus-specific gene 1 protein-like. NCBI's taxonomy places the organism in Eukaryota, Metazoa, Chordata, Actinopteri, Osteoglossiformes, Mormyridae. The record is from RefSeq and is a predicted model, not a curated record. The transcript has 7 exons. Bases 588 to 845 code for a protein of 85 amino acids.